ACUCUCCAUCUAAAAGACACCAUAGCAAAACUAAACACAGAAAGGUAAAGAAGAUCAAGAGGAGUGCCCAUCGCCAAGGAAAAGGAAUUAAUUUUGAUGAUUUCAGGAAGAGCAGCAGUCAUAGUGCGGAGAGCCUGGGCCAAGCAGAGUCCGGUUCUUGGAAUAAAGACAGCACUUGGUCUGGGUCCAAGUCCAGCUCUUGACACCAGGACCAUCCACACGAGUCGGACCUGGACCAUGGCAUCUGGACCAGUGGAGAGUAGCAUCAGGGACAAGCUCAUGCAGAAAUUUCAACCCUCUCAUUUGGAAGUCAUCAAUGAGAGUAACAUGCACAAUGUCCCACGAGGAUCGGAGACACAUUUCAAGGUCGUGGUGGUCUCGGAGGCCUUCGAUAACGAGAGUUUGAUAACGCGCCAUCGCCUGGUGAAUGAGGUCCUAAAGACGGAGCUUGAUGGGCCUGUACAUGCUCUAUCAAUACAGGCUAAGACCCCGUCCCAGUGGUCAAGCAAUGCAACGGUCACCAAGUCCCCUCCUUGUCUGGGAGGAAUGGCCAGAGAACAGCGAGAUCAUCAGGGUACCUGACCCCGGACACCUCGCCACCCGGACAGAAGGAUUACUAUGAUAUUGCAUUCUCCUAGAGGCAUGCUGUCUGCUCAUCCCUUCGUCCCGUUUUCAAUCUUGUGGUUACUAUUCAAAGAACGAUUCACAGAUCAUAUUCAUCGACCUCCUACAUGUACUUUGGUCAUGUAUAAAUAUUUGAGUGAUAAAGCUCUGAUUAGACAUGGGUCACCAGGUCAAAGGUCAAGUUGCAGAGGUCAUUAUAUGAAUAUAUCGUGUUAUGCAAUAUGAAGGAUCAUUUCUGUUGAUCACCGCCAAACCUCGCACAAGUAUGCAUAUGGGAGAAGGGAUGGUUUAUUUUGGGUCAAUUAAUUAACUUCAUAUGACAAAGGUCAAAUGUCAUAGAGAUGAUAUUCUGUACAUGAGUAUGAUAUUUUCUUGCAAUAAAUGGACAACCAUUUGAUGGAUCAACUUCAGAUUUAGCUCUCGUUUGCAUACUGUAUGGGAGUGACAGUGGUCCGAUCUUAUUUGGGGGUCACAAGUUACUAAAUAGGUCCAGUAGGUAUAUUAGAAUUAUAAUUGAUUUACACAUGAAUUUUGGAUUGGUGAUCUCACUAGAUUUUGCUCUAGAAAUUUUUAAAAGUACAGUGUGCAAUAUACUUCAUAUCUUCCAUGAUGGAUGCAUUGAUUUACAUGUGAACUGCUCAGAGUCGAGAAUCCAUCCAGUUCACCGCAUCAUGGAAACUUACUAUGGUGCAACAUUUGCAUCAUAUAUGUAUAUUUAAACAUUGUAGGCAUCUUUUGAUUGGUCAGUUGCAAUCACAUGACUUUGUACAAUUCUUUUCUACAUUAUGGACUCCCUUAAUUCUCCUGGUUCACUGCAGCAUCAAACUGUGAAUAAGUUUUAAAAUGGGGCUGACAAGAUAUCAGUUAUACUUUAUUAUGAUAUUGUGAUAUCAUUUCAAUCCAAGGAAUUGGGUAUUUAUGUCUAUCAACAUAUGAAGCAAGUUAAUUCUCUUAUGGUAUUGCCCAGCCCCUCUGCAUUGAAUAUUAAAUUUGAAAUAAUUUAAUGCUUAUAGGAAAAACAUGGAAAUCCCCUCAUUGAAUUUGUAAUUUAACAAUUUCAAGAUACACACAUGACAUCUCUUAUUAAAUAUAACUUUGAAACUCUAUUAAUAUCUUUUAAUGAAUAGUUAACAGACCGUAUGUUUAUCUUUUCAACUAACUUGAAGUCAGGGGUUUACUUCCCUUUGAAUUAGAAAUCCCUUGCUUUCAGUAAAUAGAUUGUGGCUCUAAGGCCCAAAUUCACAAAGGUGGUUUCGUUUGAAACUAUGGUUUUUGAAAAACCGCGGUUUCUAAAACCUGUGAUUCACAAACGAUGGUUUCUAAAACCCACGUUUUAAACCAUGAUCUCAAAUGAAACCACGGUUUCAACAGUGGCUCAAAUGAAGGAAUCAUGGAAGCGACAACGCAUCAUUGCCAAGAAGGAGUAUGGCAAGUACAGGAGAAAAUUAUUACAAACCGACGGAGGUCCACCACCAUCUCCCCUCAAAGCAACAACCAUAAUCCUCAAUGAGAUUCUUCCAUAUGAUUUCAAACAGCUACAAAAUCUGUAUGACGAUGAUGUAAUUCUCCAAAAUGACCAGGCCAUAUCAGCCCAGCAAUGUACCAAAAUACUGUACUGUGAUUGGUCAAUGUGCCUAAAAAUCAUGGUUUUUGUAAAACCCACAGUUUGAAACCACCUGAAACAUUCGACUCAGAAUCAUGCCGAAAAACCUUCGGGGGAAAACCAUGGUUUCAUUUGAAACCACCUUUGUGAAUCGCAAAAUCAGUAAAACCCACAAUUGAAAUCAUGGUGCCGUUUGAAACCACCUUUGUGAAUUCAGGCUGAAAUGUCUACUGUCAAUUUAGUUUCAUCCCAAAUAAAACUUGUGAUUUGAAAAUGAGACAAAUUUGAAAAUAAAUAAGCUGAAGAAGGGGUGUAUUUGAGACCCUACAUUUUAUUGAAUAUUGUGUUAAGAUGGUACAAACAUUGGAUUGAAGUACAUUUUAUAGAAUAAGAAUGUAAAUUUAAGGCAAGCCUACCCCAACUCGUUGAUAUUAUUAAAGUUCGAAUG
Messenger RNA from Lytechinus variegatus (green sea urchin), 2675 nucleotides. Its product is annotated as bolA-like protein DDB_G0274169. Gene Ontology annotation, cellular component: mitochondrion. The record is from RefSeq and is a predicted model, not a curated record. NCBI's taxonomy places the organism in Eukaryota, Metazoa, Echinodermata, Echinoidea, Temnopleuroida, Toxopneustidae. The transcript is spliced from 4 exons. Bases 97 to 582 code for a protein of 161 amino acids.